Messenger RNA from Trichophyton rubrum CBS 118892, 600 nucleotides. RefSeq lists its product as uncharacterized. Gene Ontology annotation, cellular component: ribonuclease P complex. Gene Ontology annotation, biological process: tRNA 5'-leader removal. The transcript is spliced from 2 exons. Lineage: Eukaryota; Fungi; Ascomycota; Eurotiomycetes; Onygenales; Arthrodermataceae. Bases 1 to 600 code for a protein of 199 amino acids. The record is from RefSeq and is a predicted model, not a curated record.
AUGGUCCGUCUGAAACAUCGGUAUCUGCUGCUCAAUAUCCUCUACCCGCCGCACACGGACGCGCAAAAGACCCAGUUGGACGAAAAGGCCUUCCACCUCCAGCUUCACCGGCCAACGCCAGACGCCCUUACGCCCCAGGCCCUCGCCAGGAUGGUCAGGGAGGCCGUCGCAGAGAUGUUCGGCGACUGGGGGAUGGGCAGGCUGGGAGGUGCUGGCGCCGGUGCCGUCAGCGUGAAAUAUCUCUCGCCCGCUACGUCGACGGCCAUCAUACGCUGUCCUCGAGCAAGUUAUCGUCUGGUCUGGUCGGCCUUGACAUACACGUCAAGUCUCCCUGCUGGCCGACAGAGUGCGGGUGCCAACGACCUCGACCAGCAGCAACGCUGUGUCUUUCGCGUCGUGCGCGUCUCGGGCACGAUGAAAAAGGCUGAGCUCGAGGCUAUCCGCCGGGCUCGUAUGGAGGUCGUCAAGUUGACUCGGGAGUGGGAGAAUGGGGGCAAGGCUGCGCUCGAAGACAUGUUUGCUGCCGACGGGCCUGCGGUGCCGCCGGAGCACGGGAUUGAGAGUGCAAGUGAAGAGGACGGCGACGACGAUAGUGAAUGA